UCAGUUUAUGGCAGGCGCACACGUUUCCCUGCAGGUCGCUGCGUCACCGUGAUCACUGGCGUUUGCUUUGAUCAGGAAGAGUCGACGCGGCACUGUUCGGUAGCAAGAGUUUCCAGCAACUGCUAAUAUGUCAGCGUGUAAAGAUGAAGACAAUAUUUCUCCAGGAAAUCAUCCAGAGGAUUUGGCUUUGGAGCUUACAUGCCCCAUGUGCUUGCAGCUCUUCUCUGAGCCAGUUUCUCUUCCCUGUGGUCACAUCUACUGCUCCGCCUGCCUGCAGACCAUGGGAGAAGGUCUGGACCAACACAGCUGCCCCGACUGUCACGCUGAGUAUCAGGGGACCACACCCCUUCAGAAGAAUGUUCAAAUGUGCGCUGCUGUAGAGACAUACAAAGCUGGUGCUGGGAAAAUCGCCCAAACGCCGAGCCGCGUCACGUUCGAGUGCAGUCGUAGCUGUGUUACGGAUGAGUCAGACACAAAAUAUCAGCAUGACGUAACAGCUGCUGAGGAGAGCCAAGAGGAUGACGCAGAAGACACGAUAAAUGUUGGCUGUAAUGUUGAAUCUGGAUCCACAAAGCACCCACAUAUUAUAAAUGAAGCAAAAGGCAGUCGCAAAGAUAAAAUGGAAAUGAAAGAACCUAAGUUUAAACUAGCAUCACAAGUUACAGAGUUACACCUAAAGUUGGAGAUGGCAGAGGGUCUUCUGAAGAAAGAAAAGAAACAGGAGUUUGAAGUGACCGCUGCUAAUUCUCUACUGAAAGAGGAAGCAGCCAAAUUACUGGGGCAGAUAGAGUGCUUGGUGCUGAGGUAUAGUAAGCAGGUGACGCAGAUGAUUGAGGAGGAGUUAAGACCAGGUGAGGCCAGUGUACACAGUAGAGUCGGCCAAGUGUCUGAGCUGACGAAACAGCUGAGGCAAGCUGUGCUCAGAGCUGAAUCCCUGCUGACUGAAGAGGAUGAGACUGCAUUUAACCAGGAUCUCCAGAGUCUACAGCCAUGUAUUGUGGAGUUGCUUGAAAAACCAGUGGAACAGGACGAAGAACUCGUUGAAUCAAAAGUAAACCCUGCACGAGUUUGUCCCAAGGUGGAAAAUAUGAACAAUGAGCUGAGGAAAAGACUUUCCGAGAUUCAACGGUCCCUCCGGAACACCCUCAACCCCUCAGAGGUGACCUUUGAUCCAGAAACCGUCCAUCCUAAUCUCCUUCUCUCCGAGGACUUGAAAACAGUGACUUUCUGUUCUGUCAAGCAGUCUUACCCGCUCUCCCCACAGAGGUUCACCAGUUUCUUCCAAGUCCUCAGCACCCAGAGUUUCUUUGAGGGGGACCACUGCUGGGACGUGGAGCUUGAGGGCUCUCCGUGGAUCGUUGGCGUGUGCCACAGUGACAAGCUACCGCGCAGCGGGCUGCCUUCUGCGCUGGAAAGCAACCGGAGCUCCUGGUGUCUCAUGUGGUUCAAUAACUUGCUGACUGCCUUUGAGCAGGGUCAAAGUGUCCCACUGAAGAGAACAACAGUGUCACCCAGGCUUGAGAUCAAGCUGAGCUUCAAGACUCACAGGCUUAGCUUCCACAACGUCAGCCCCAGCAGUGGGAAGACUCAUAUAUAUACCUUCAAGGCUAAUCUGAAUGAACCAGUGCACCUAGCCUACAGGAUGAUGUCAGGGGACCCCAAAGCCCGUGUCACUAUUUAUUCAUAAUUACAACUUAUUCAAAUACGCUGCAUGGAAAAUUUUAAUUUAUGAACGGAUAGCCCCUUGAGAUGAAUCAUCUCGUUUCCGAGGGGGUCCAACAAAAAAACAUACAACACAGUAGAAAACAGUUACAUACAACAUACAUAAUACAUAAGGCUCUCACACACAAUCCCACCCACACACCAGUCCCCAAGACCUACCACACCCGAAGAGCACAAGUAAACACUGCAUAUAAUACAGUAAUAACAACAAGAACAACAAUAUUAAUAAUAGUCAUUAUCAUCAUCAUUAUUAUACAAUAUAUGAAGAAAUAGAUACAUUAUAUAUAAAAUAAAUAAAUAAAAAUAAAAUGAGAAGGCAAUACCACUAGAGGCAACUACAUGGUUUAUUGAGGUUGGAAUAUAGUGAGUUUUUAAAGAGGUGUAAUGAAUUAAGUUUUCUUAUAUUGAUGGCUAAGUUGUUCCAAUCUGAUGGGGCUUUGAACUUAAAAGCAAUUCUGCCAAUUUCUUUAAACGUCAUAGGAACGAAAAAGCAGUGGUGUAAAGUAACGAAGUACAAGUACUUUGUUACUGUACUUAAGUAAGAUUUUUGAGAAUUUGUACUUUUAUUGAUACUUUUAUUUUUCUGUACUUUUACUUUUACUUCGUUACAUUUUCAAGGCGAGUCUCCUUCAUCCUCCUUCAGCUGGGGUUGCUUAAUGUUGUCACUGCAUACUACAGGCUGGGGGUGUACCUGUCAGCGGGGCCAAUGGGGUACAGCAGCAGUGAUGAGCAAAGGGAGAAAUUAAAAUGGGGUAAUGGAGACAAACGCUAAAGGGGUCAGAAUAAUAUCACCAUUAUUUAGAGUUGUAAGCAAAUUCUUGGAAUAAAGCCACUUUCGACAGCAUGACAAUGUUGGGACUUAAUUUCUUUGCAAUCCUUUUGAAAAUAAUUUUGUACUUUGUACUUUUUACUUUUGUACUUAAGUACAUUUUGUACCAUGUACCUUUGGUACUUUAUUAUAUUUAAUUUGAGGUACUUUUAUACUUUUACUUAAGUAAUGUUCUUAAUGGGUACUUUUUACUUUUACUUAAGUAAUUUUCAAGCAGAAAAUCUGUACUUUUACUUAAGUACAAUAUUUGUGUACUUUUUCCACCUCUGCGAAAAAGAAGGGUUGCUGAGUGUUUGUGAGAGAAUAUGAGGAUGGUUGGAAUCAAAUAUUGUUUUAAGUAAGUUGGAUAACUAAAGGGAUACAUUUGAAUAAUCUAAAAUAAUAAAUAUAUCUUUGGUCCUUUUAAAAAAAAAAAAAAUACUCCACCAAAGCUGUCACUCGAUUUCUCAAAAGACAAAAAAACUCACCUUGUGUACUAUGCUUAUGUGAAUGUAUUUAGGACACUUUUUUUUUUAAAGUCUUGUCUUGGUUUGGUUUGAAAAUAUGUGACUGAAUUAUGCUUCAAGGUUUUCCUGAUACACUGGUGCAGUGCUAAUAAUUGCAUGAUUUUUUUAAUUGUAUUUUUGUUCAGUUCUGUUAAUGCAAUGUAAUUGAUAAAAAAAGAAAGAGAAAAACAUUAAAAAUUGAGUGUGGUU
Cololabis saira (Pacific saury) is the source of this 3246-nucleotide messenger RNA. It is a transcript of the gene trim107, whose product is annotated as tripartite motif containing 107. The record is from RefSeq and is a predicted model, not a curated record. Bases 128 to 1687 code for a protein of 519 amino acids. Lineage: Eukaryota; Metazoa; Chordata; Actinopteri; Beloniformes; Belonidae. The transcript has 2 exons.